AUGCCCAAGAAACCUACCGCCGAGCUCAGCGAGUAUGAACUGCAACGACAGGAAAACAUAGCANAAAACCAAGCUCUGCUCCGUCAAUUGCAACUCGAAGCCGCAUCCGCUGGCAUCGCGCCCAAGAAAGCCUCACGCGCCACCCCCAACAAAUCUGCCAAAAAGAAGAAGACGCCUGUGCAAAAAGUAAAAGAGGAAGUCCAGCCGCGGAGAACAUCGAGUCGACUACGCGGUAUUGUUGCAGAUAGCGAAGUCGCAAAGAGAAAAGCAGAGGAAGAGUCGGAAUUGCUAGCUCAAGCUGAGCGAGCCAAAAGACAACGCGUUUCUGAAGACUUGCGUUUCUCAGAUGUCGUCGUUGCAGGAAAGGACUGGGAUCAGAGUGGCAACUUCCUACGACUCGUCGGGCCUGCCAAUCCAGGAGAAAGAACAUUCAGUGCUCAAGAUGUCAAGGAAACCACCGACAAGGAGUUGAAGGAGCUCCGAGAACGCAUGAGCAACCUGGAAUUGUGGGAAGGCUUCGAACCAAACAGGAUCAAGAUCACUCCCGAGAGAAUUUACUCUCUGGGCUUCCAUCCGACCACCGACAAAGCUCUUGUCUUUGCUGGAGACAAGCUGGGAAGCUUGGGUCUCUUUGACGCCUCCCAACAGCCUACUCCUGCUGUGAAGAACGAGGACGAUGACGAAUCAGACGAUGAAGAAGCUAAACCCUCAAUAACGACCCUCAAGGUCCAUACCCGCACAAUCUCUGCAUUCCAGUUCUCCNCCCACGACCAAAACGCUUUGUACUCUGCCAGUUACGACAGUUCGAUCCGCAAACUCGACCUACAGAAAGGUGUAGCCAUCGAAGCAUACGCACCCAUCUCGAAAGACGACGAUGAACCCCUCAGCGGUGUCGAGAUGUCGCAAUUCGAUUCCAAUACUCUCUUUUUCAGCACCCUGAACGGAAACUUUGGUCGUCACGAUACAAGGUCUAAACCCGGCAGUGGAACCGACAUCUUCGCCUUGUCUGAAAAGAAAAUCGGAGGCUUCAGUCUCAAUCCCGCACACCCUCAUAUCUUCGCUACCGCAUCGUUAGACCGAUAUUUACGCCUUUGGGACCUGAGAAUGUUGAAGGGUGAUGGAGAUGAUAGAGCGCCGAUGGAAAUUGGAGCCCAUGAGAGCAGAUUGAGUGUUUCCCACGCAGCCUUCAACUCGGCAGGCCAAAUCGCUACAGCUAGUUACGACGAUACGGUAAAGAUUUACGACUUCAGCAGUGUUGGCACAAUGUCCGCUAGCACAGAGCUGAAUGAUGAGCAAAUGACACCAACGACCAUAAUUCCUCACAACAACCAGACCGGCCGCUGGGUUACCAUGUACAUAUAUCCUUUUCUCUUCUCAUGCCCCUUACUGACAGAAAUAACACAGCNNCUUCGCGCGCAAUGGCAACUCCAACCAGCCGACAACAUCCAACGUUUCGUCAUCGGAAACAUGAACAGAUUCGUAGAUGUGUAUGCCUCAAAUGGACAGCAACUCGCUCAACUCGGAGGUGAUGGUAUCACCGCCGUGCCUAGCGUUGCGCAAUUCCAUCAGAGUAAAGAUUGGAUAGCUGCAGGCACUGCUAGUGGAAAGCUGUGCUUGUGGAUGUAA
This is a messenger RNA of Aureobasidium vineae, 1626 nucleotides long. Lineage: Eukaryota; Fungi; Ascomycota; Dothideomycetes; Dothideales; Saccotheciaceae. The record is from the annotation of a GenBank genome assembly.